AUAAUGAGUGCAAUUGCGCGCCGGCUACAGCAGCGAUGGGUGCACUCGCAGAGAGAUUGUUCGCGGUGGCUGCGUGCCUCGCCGUGGCCGCCUCAUCCCCUUUACCCAAAGCCAUUUGCGGUUACGAGUCGUGUCCCGUUCCGAAAGAAGGCAUGACGAAUGUGCAUUUGAUCGCUCACUCGCACGACGACGUUGGCUGGCUGAAAACCGUGGACCAGUACUAUUACGGUCAAAACAACUCGAUUAAGCCAGUCGGGGUGCAGUACAUCAUCGACUCGGUGGUGAAUGAACUUCCGAAAGACCCCUCCAGACGAUUCAUUUACGUCGAGACCGCCUACUUCCGCCAGUGGUGGAAUAACCGAGACCAAGAAGCGAGAGAAAAGGUGGAAGCGCUGGUCGAAUCGGGCCAGCUGGAAAUCAUCAGCGGCGGCUGGGCCAUGCACGACGAGGCCGUCACCCACUACCAGUCCAUUAUUGACCAGUUCACGUGGGGAUUUAAGAAUCUUGACGACAUGUUCAACACGUCGUGCGCCCGCCCCAAGAUCGGCUGGCAAAUCGACCCGUUCGGCCACGCGAGGGAGACGGCGUCCAUGAUGGCCAUGAUGGGCUUCGACGGACUCUUUUUCGCCAGGCUCGAUCAUGCCGACAAAAAUAACAGGUUUACAAAUCAGGGAUUGGAGAUGGUUUGGAAGACGAGCCCCGAUCACGGUGCCUCUUCGUACCUGUUCACGAGCGCCAACCACGAUAUAUUGUACCACUCCCCAAUCGGUUUCUGCUUCGACAUUUUGUGCGACGACGAGCCAAUUGUCGAUGAUUUAAACAGCCCAGACUACAACGUCGACAGAAGAGUCAACAGCUUCAUAGAGUUCAUUCAAAAACAAAGCACGUACAUGAAAUCAAACAACAUUUUGGUUACGAUGGGAAUCGAUUUCGCCUACCAGCAAGCCAGCUACUGGUUCAAUAAUUUAGAUAGGCUGAUCAAAUACACCAACGAAAGACAAGCAGAAGGGGGGAAAAUCAACCUUUUGUACUCGACACCUUCGUGCUACCUGAAAGCGGUGCACGAAGCUGGCUUAGAAUGGCCAUCGAAAGAAGACGACUUUUUCCCCUAUUCCAGCGACGAGUACAGCUACUGGACCGGCUAUUUCACUUCACGGCCCACGCUCAAAUUUAUGGAGAGAAAAGGAAAUAACCUGUUGCAGGUGUGCAAGCAACUGAGUGUUUUGGCGGAUCUUCGCGAGGAAAAAUGGGAGGACUUGGCUUCGCUGCGCGAGGCGAUGGGCAUCAUGCAGCACCACGACGCGAUCACCGGCACCGAAAGGCAACACGUGGCCGAGGACUACGCUCUGCGUCUGCACAGGAGCAUGGAGCAUUGCCGACAAACUGCUGAAAACGCUCUCAACAAACUGGCAGCGAAGGAAGGCUCGACCGAGGUGCAGUUCGACUCGUGUCUUCUCACCAACGUCAGCCAGUGCGACACUUCCGAGCAGGCGGAAAAAUUCGUGGUAACACUGUACAACCCUCUCGCGCAGGUGACUUCAAUGUUCGUCCGACUUCCAGUCCAGGACUUUGAAUACCAAGUCCGUAAUGAGCUCGGCGUGUUAAUUGACACACAAAUGCUGAAAAUUCCGACGCCGGUGCUAAACAUGCCUGGUCGCCAGAGCUCAGCAACGCAGGAAUUGCUUUUCCAGGCUGAAAACCUUCCUGCUCUCGGCUUCAAAUCAUACCGAGUUGAAAAAUCAAACACGGCCUCGCCGCCGCCUCAGCCUUCUGAAGAGCUGGUCAUUGCAAAUGACGUCAUCGAAGUCACCUUUGAUGCCGAUCUGAAGCGCCUCUCGUCCGUGAAAGACAUCGCAGCGGACAAAACUUACGCGGUCAGCCAAGAUUUCCAGUACUAUGAAGCUGUGGAAGGAGAUAAUCUCGGAGCAGCAAGACGCGCGUCCGGCGCCUACAUUUUCCGACCUGUGAACCACCAAAUGUUCCCGGUUUCUGACUCGCCUCCUACAAUUGAAACCUAUACAGGUGCCUUGGUGAAUGAAAUCCACCAAGAGUGGAAUGACUGGGUCAGCCUCGUAACCAGGAUUUAUAAAGGAACGAACCACGUCGAGUUGGAGUGGAUUGUCGGGCCCAUUCCGAUCGAUGACGAUAUAGGCAAAGAAGUUAUUAGUUUGGUCUCACUAAGUGGCUGGGAGACGAAUGGCAAAUUCUACACCGACUCAAACGGACGCCAAAUCCUAGAACGAAACAGAAACCUCAGACCCACCUGGGACUUUGACCCCAGUUUAGAGCCUGUCGCGGGAAAUUACUACCCAAUUACCACUGCAAUAUCUAUUAGAAACCACGCCGCAAACUCGGAGAAUGAAGAACUCGCCAUUAUCACCGACAGAGCACAGGGCGGUUCAAGUAUCGAAAACGGCACCUUGGAAAUUAUGCUUCACCGCCGUCUUCUGUUUGACGACGACAAAGGUGUUGCUGAGCCUUUGAAUGAAACUGCUUUCGGCGAGGGCCUCGUGGCGCGAGGAAAGCAAAUUCUGCUGUUCGGCCAGACGGAGGCGCACCCGACCUCGAUUUACAAAACGAGACGCCUCGUCAGGGACAGCAUGGUGCUCGCGCCCUGGCUUUUCAUCACGCGAACCGACCUCACACCCACUCAGUGGGGCGAACAAUACAACACCUUCUACACCGGGCUGAGGAGAGAGGUACCGCCGAACGUCAACCUUUUGACCUUGGAGCCGUGGAACGGCGAGGGCAUGCUGGUCCGAGUUGAGCAUUUCCUCGAAAAGAACGACGACCCCGAACUGUCGCAGCCGAUAAACGUCCCUCUCAUGGGCUUGAUUGACAGAAUUAACGAAGAGAUGGCGAUCGGAGAGACGAUCCUGGGCGGAAACCAAUGGCUCAGCGACAACGUGAGGCUCGAGUUUAAAAUCGAAGGCGAGGAGUCAACGAGCCAGCAGCUGCCACGACCCGACCCCAACGAGGACAUGGCCAACAUCACCCUCAACCCCAUGCAGAUCCGCACUUUCAUCGUGCAAACCCGCAGCACCGCAACCAUGACCGCUCCCUGCUCCAUUCUACUGUUGGCUCUAGCCAUUUUGACAAUUAUAAAUAUUUAAGACUCUUCUUCUUGGAAUUUAAUACAGUUUACGAAAUUCCACGUGAAUUUAAUAAUAAACAAUUUUACUAUUUUUCACAUUCUA
Molecule: messenger RNA, 3197 nt
Organism: Cloeon dipterum
Lineage: Eukaryota; Metazoa; Arthropoda; Insecta; Ephemeroptera; Baetidae
Product: lysosomal alpha-mannosidase-like
Exons: 16
Coding region: 36-3113 (1025 amino acids)
Biological process (GO): mannose metabolic process
Cellular component (GO): lysosome
Molecular function (GO): alpha-mannosidase activity; carbohydrate binding
Source: RefSeq, a predicted model, not a curated record